UCAGGUUUCGGGGUCUACAGUUGACAGCAGAACCAGGACAAUGAAGUGGGCCUUUGUUGUGUGUGCCAUGGUGGCACUGUCUGAGUGCCUUAUCCAGGUCCCUCUGGAGAAGGGUAAGACAGCCAGGGAGUACCUGGAGGAGCAGGGUCUCUGGGAGGAGUACAGGCUCAAGUACCCAUACAACCCCAUGGCCAAGUUUGACCAUCGCUUUGCUGUAGGCGAUGAGUCCAUGACCAACGAUGCUGAUCUGGCCUACUAUGGAAUCAUCUCCAUUGGAACUCCUCCUCAGUCCUUCAAGGUCAUCUUUGACACUGGCUCGUCAAACCUGUGGGUGCCCUCCAUCUAUUGCAGCAGUCCAGCCUGCAACAAUCAUGACAAGUUUAACCCUAGCACCAGCAGCACCUACAGGAACAGCGGCAAGUCUCUUCAAAUCCAGUACGGCACUGGCAGCAUGACUGGAUUCCUUGGUUACGAUACUGUGGGGGUGGGGGGUAUUUCUGUGAAAAACCAGAUCUUUGGCCUGAGCGAGAGUGAGGCUCCCUUCAUGCAGUACAUGCGUGCUGAUGGUAUCCUGGGCCUGGCAUACCCACGACUGUCUGCUUCUGGCGCUACACCCGUCUUCGACAACAUGAUGAAGGAGGGCCUUGUCAACCAGGACAUGUUCUCUGUCUACCUUAGCUCAAACUCUCAGCAAGGUAGUGUGGUGACUUUCGGUGGUUCUGACCCCAACCACUACACUGGUUCCAUCUCCUGGAUUCCCCUCUCCAAUGAGCUGUACUGGCAGAUCACAGUGGACAGUGUUACCGUCAAUGGUCAGGUUGUGGCUUGCAAUGGUGGUUGCCAGGCUAUUGUGGACACUGGCACCUCUCUGAUUGUUGGACCUCAGAGCAGCAUCAGCAACAUCAACAGUUAUGUGGGAGCUAGCAGCCAGAAUGGAGACUAUGUUGUCAACUGUAACAGCAUUGGCCAAAUGCCAGAUGUGACCUUCCACAUCCACGGACAGGAGUUCACCAUCCCAGCCUCUGCCUACGUUCGUCAGUCUCAGUACUAUGGCUGCCGUACUGGCUUUGGCAACGGUGGUGACAGCCUGUGGAUCCUGGGUGAUGUCUUUAUCAGACAGUACUAUUCCAUCUUCAGCAGAGCCCAGAAUAUGGUGGGUCUGGCCAAGGCUGUAUAAAAAACCUGAAGUCACCUUGCCCAAGAGCCUUGCAACAAUCAUGUAUAAAUCUUAGUGUGAUAGUAGAAUUUCAGUGCUACUGUACUGAUGUAUGAUGCCUGAGAUUCAAAUAAUUUGCUUGUCCUAUAAAUGAUUAUGUUUCCUUAAAUCCAAUAAAACAUUUAACUCAA
Larimichthys crocea (large yellow croaker) is the source of this 1347-nucleotide messenger RNA. It is a transcript of the gene pepsin, whose product is annotated as pepsin A. Gene Ontology annotation, molecular function: aspartic-type endopeptidase activity. Bases 41 to 1177 code for a protein of 378 amino acids. The transcript has 10 exons. Gene Ontology annotation, biological process: proteolysis. The record is from RefSeq and is a predicted model, not a curated record. NCBI's taxonomy places the organism in Eukaryota, Metazoa, Chordata, Actinopteri, Sciaenidae.